Sphaeramia orbicularis (orbiculate cardinalfish) is the source of this 2156-nucleotide messenger RNA. RefSeq names its product 5-aminolevulinate synthase, nonspecific, mitochondrial-like. The record is from RefSeq and is a predicted model, not a curated record. Gene Ontology annotation, molecular function: 5-aminolevulinate synthase activity; pyridoxal phosphate binding. Bases 146 to 2041 code for a protein of 631 amino acids. Lineage: Eukaryota; Metazoa; Chordata; Actinopteri; Kurtiformes; Apogonidae. Gene Ontology annotation, cellular component: mitochondrial matrix; mitochondrion. The transcript has 11 exons. Gene Ontology annotation, biological process: heme biosynthetic process; erythrocyte development; hemoglobin biosynthetic process.
GGAGAGACAUCCUUGAGAGGCCUGCCUUGUUCCACUUGUCAAGGACAGCUGACUAUACAACAGAGUGAAUCAUAGUAGUCUCUCAGGCUUUUAACAUUAACAUCCUCUGCCGUCUCACUGAUCACAGCUUAGCGUGGACUCAGUCAUGUUUCGAAAUGCAUUUUUCUUCUGUUCCAUCAAAUUGGACUGGGAUAUAUUCAGGUCAAGAGUAGCUCAUAUGGAUGUGAUGAUCCGAAGAUGCCCUUUCCUCACCGUUAUGCCAAGUGCUUUCCUACAGAUGGCGGGGAAGUCAUCACUUGCAAGCUAUGCCCUUAAAUGCCCUGUGAUGAUGGACCUGGCUUCCAGACCACUGGCCAGAGCACUGUCCUUCACAGGAUCUGUGUCUAAAGGAACAAAUGACGGUCAGUUUACAGAUUCGAAGCAUAAAUCCAAAUUGGACUCUAAUGACCAGGAUUUGGGCUCCAAAUGUCCUUUCCUGGCUGCAGAGAUGGUGCAGAAAAGUAACAAGGUAAUUAGGGAGGCCAGCAGGGAGCUACAGGAGGAUGUGCAAGACAUGCACUUUUUCCACAAAGGUAAAACUGAUGUAAAUUCAUCAGUGGGGCAUCCUAUCAAAGCUGACAAGACAAGGACACAAACAGAUCAUUUUAAAGCCAGAUCUGCCAAAGCGUCUCACCUACUCAAGGAUCAUUUUUCUGAAGGCAUCACCUUUGACUAUGACAAGUUUUUUGAAAAGAAGAUUGAAAGCAAAAAAAGAGACUACACAUAUAGGAUUUUUAAGACAGUUAACAGGCGUGCUUCCUCCUUCCCAAUGGCGGAUGACUACUCCGAGUCCUUAGAUCUGAAGAGAGAGGUGUCUGUGUGGUGUAGCAAUGACUACCUAGGCAUGAGCCGCCACCCAAAAGUCACCCAGGCCAUCAUAGAUACUUUAAAAAAGCAUGGUUCUGGCGCAGGAGGCACAAGGAACAUUUCAGGGACAAGCAAAUUUCAUGUGGAACUGGAGUAUGAACUGGCUGACCUGCACGGCAAGGACGCUGCACUACUCUUCACUUCCUGCUUUGUAGCUAAUGACUCUACAUUGUUUACCCUGGCAAAAAUGCUACCAGGUUGCGAAAUCUACUCUGAUGCUGGUAACCAUGCCUCGAUGAUCCAGGGAAUUCGAAACAGUGGGGUCAAGAAGUUUGUCUUUCGUCAUAAUGAUGUCAAACACUUACAAGAGCUGCUUGAGAAAUCUGACCCCUCCACUCCAAAAAUUGUUGCGUUUGAGACAGUGCACUCAAUGGACGGUGCUGUUUGCCCUCUAGAGGAGAUGUGUGACGUUGCACACAAGUAUGGGGCUAUUACAUUUGUGGAUGAGGUGCAUGCCGUGGGCUUAUAUGGACCCAGAGGAGGAGGGAUUGGGGACAGAGACAGAGUCAUGCACAAGAUGGACAUCAUCUCUGGUACUCUUGGCAAAGCAUUUGGCUGUGUGGGUGGCUACAUCGCAAGCACCAGCACCCUGGUGGACACAGUGCGCUCUUACGCUGCAGGUUUCAUCUUUACCACUUCACUGCCACCCAUGCUGUUGGCAGGAGCAAAGGAGUCCAUUAAGAUCCUGAAAAGAGAGGAGGGCCAGGUGCUCAGGAGGAAACAUCAGAGGAGCGUAAAGUUGCUUCGCCAGAUACUGAUGAAUUCAGGCCUCCCGGUGGUCCACUGCCCAAGCCACAUCAUCCCUGUUAGAGUGGCAGACGCUGAGAAGAACACAGAGAUCUGCGAUAUAAUGAUGUCCCGUUACAACAUCUACGUCCAGGCGAUCAACUACCCCACUGUAGCUAAAGGAGAGGAGCUGCUGCGCAUCGCCCCCACUCCACACCACACCCCACAGAUGAUGGAAUACUUUGUUGACCGGCUGGUGGAAACAUGGAAACAGGUGGGUUUGGACUUGAGGCCGCACUCGUCAGUAGAGUGUAACUUCUGCCAGCAGCCUCUUCACUUCGAGGUGAUGAGCGAGAGAGAGAAGUCGUACUUCACAGGUCUCAGUCACAUGAUUUCAACAGGGUCCUGACGUCCAUGCAAUACUGAACUUCAAUCAUAAACAAGCUAUUUAUUGUAUUUAUCAUAUCUCUGGAUGUAAAAUAUCACAUAGCUCUAAUAAAGAUGGGUGGAAAUUUGAUAUACUC